This is a messenger RNA of Cavia porcellus (domestic guinea pig), 2060 nucleotides long. RefSeq names its product protein phosphatase 1 regulatory inhibitor subunit 14C (gene Ppp1r14c). NCBI's taxonomy places the organism in Eukaryota, Metazoa, Chordata, Mammalia, Rodentia, Caviidae. The transcript is spliced from 4 exons. Gene Ontology annotation, biological process: regulation of phosphorylation. Gene Ontology annotation, cellular component: cytoplasm. The record is from RefSeq and is a predicted model, not a curated record. Bases 104 to 583 code for a protein of 159 amino acids. Gene Ontology annotation, molecular function: protein serine/threonine phosphatase inhibitor activity.
CCCGCAGCUCGCGCCGCGCCGAGCAGGUGCCCGCGCCCCUCGCAUGCGGCGGCCGCGCGGGCGCUGGUAGCGGCCGGGCCGCGCUGGGCUCCGGCGCAGGGCCAUGUCGGUGGUGACCGGCGGCAGCGAGGCGGCCGGCGGGCCCGGCGGGGGCAACGGCACGCGCGUUUUCUUCCAGAGCCCCCGGGGCGGCGCCAGCGGCAGCCCGGGCUCCUCCCGGGAAGAUUCGGCGGCGCCGGUGCCCGCGGCGGCCGGGCAGGUUCAGCAGCAGCAGCAGCGUCGCCACCAGCAGGGGAAGGUGACGGUGAAAUACGACCGCAAGGAGCUGCGCAAGCGGCUGGUGCUGGAGGAGUGGAUCGUGGAGCAGCUGGGGCAGCUGUACGGCUGCGAGGAAGAAGAAAUGCCAGAUGUAGAAAUUGACAUUGAUGAUCUUCUGGAUUCAGACAGUGAAGAAGAGAGAGCUUCAAAAUUACAGGAAGCUCUUGUGGAUUGCUACAAGCCAACAGAGGAAUUUAUCAAAGAGCUGCUGUCUCGGAUAAGAGGUAUGAGGAAACUGAGCCCUCCACAGAAGAAGAAUGUAUGAUUCUGAACAUGGUGGAUUCUGUCAAAGAUAAAGAAAGGCCCUGCAAUGUAGACUUCAUGAAGACUUUUAUUAAACAAUAGUCAUUCUUAUGAAAAACGUUUUGUUGGGGUGUGGGGAGGGACUCUUAUUAGACAUUUAUUCAAGAGUGUUCUUUUUUGUCGUUUUUUAAAAGGCUUUUAUUAGUGUAAUAUUUUAAUAGAAAAGAUAUCAUAACUCUGACUGCAGUCCAACCACGGAUAAUUAAAGCAGGUGGACAUACAAGGAUAGGCCGGGCCAGGCUGUUUUCUGCAAAGACUCAGAUAUUUAGGACCUUAUUAUACAGGGAAGAUGGUUUUCUUACAAGCAGUUUGGUAAUAAUUUUUCUCAAGUUGUACAUUUGACUCAGAUGUCUAGCUUCUUGUACUUGUAUAUAUCUACACACAACUAAGUUAAAAUGUAGAUGUGAGUUUUAUUUCAUCUUGAUGGAAUAAGCUUGUGAUCAUUCUUUCAUGGAAGGUCACAGCACAUGGGUUUUUCAAGAGGCCAUGAGGCAUUCUUCAUGUGAAUGCUGUUGACCUUCAACAUUUACUUUCUGUACCAAAGUGAAAUGAGCUACACUACAAAAAUGUUGAGUUGGUCAAGGGCUUAAUUUCUGAACUUUCUGUUGUUUCAUUGGUUGGGAUGCUUUGCCAGAUCAUUUUUGCCUCAUUUGUGAUUGUUUAAAGUUUUAUGAACCCUUAAUUUGAAGAACUAACAUGAUUUCUAGAGAAAUGCCCAUGCUAUCUGGAUGGUAUUUUACAAUGGAAAAAGCAGUGAAUUUUCUGCUUUCAGCCAAAUACUGUAUAUUAUUUUUUCUCCACACAAGCAGGUCAGAAGUUAGUGGACUGAGCGUGUUCCUCCUUAAAAGUAGAUUCUGGUUCCUUCUGCACUUGGGUAGCAUCAGAGUGGGAGUAUGAACUGAAUGUUGCACAAGUACAGAGAUAAAAAGACAUCAUCUUUUCCUGCAAGUUGAUACAGCAGGGUUGCAGGUUUAGCAACACGGUUGAAUUUUAGCUUCUCUCAGUGGCUCAUGGGGAGGAUUUGUGGAGUACCUGGCCCUAAUUUUGACCUUGCUCUCCAUGCUUGAAGCUAGGCCUAACACCUGCCCUGCCCCAUUAGAUACCAGCUCUCUGGAGAAGAAUUCAAAUUCAGAUGGCAUGGCAGGGUGGUUGUGGGUUGAGGGGAUGAGAGGAGAAACUCUUCCUGCCCUAUAGGAGGUCCCUGCUGCCUCCUCAUGGAAACCCCACCUACUGUAAGAUGUCUCCAGGUGGUCCUGUCAGAGGACAGGAACUGGGCAUUUUAUAUCAAGGGUGCUCUGAACAUAUUUUAUUUUUUAAGAAAACUAUGUUUGUGAAUUUUAUGUAUACUGGCAAGCUUUUGAAAAUGUAUUUAAUUUUGUAAUGUUUACCAAUGAUUUAUUUACAAGCUAUUUACUCAAAUAAAUGGAGCUGCUUACAAA